AUGAAUAUUAUUCUUUUUAUUUUAAUAAAUAUAUCCUUUAUCUGGGGAUAUACUUUUAAAUGUUUGGAUAAUUGUGAAUGUGAUACUGAUACUGAAAUUAUUCAUUGUCAUAAUUUAGGAUUAGAAAAAAUUACAUUUCCUACUAAAAGAUUACGUGGAUUUAUUGUACUUGGAUUGACGCAUAAUAAUUUUCAUUAUCUUCCCUCUGAAGAGGCACUUUUAGAAAAAUUUCCUGAUCUUAAAGGAAUUGAUAUUGAAGGAAAUAGUGCAUUUGACUGUGAUACAUUACCACAUUAUAAAAAACUUGCAAUUUUUAGUGAUUGUGGUAAAUCAACAACAGCCGGAAACAAUACUAUUGAUGAUUUUCAUAUUAUUGCAAUUAAUGCACCAACAGAUGAUUGUGAUUUUGAAUGUCAAGUUUUAAGACAUACUAAAUCACUAUCUGAGUAUGUUCAACAUUUAUGGAAACUUAUAUUAAUAAAAAUUGAAGAACUUAAAAAAAGUAAAACAUGGAAAGAUGUAAAAAAUUUGUAUAAAGCUUUAAAAGACUCAAUAGUACAUCAUCUAAAUAUAUAA
Messenger RNA from Strongyloides ratti, 576 nucleotides. RefSeq lists its product as hypothetical. The record is from RefSeq and is a predicted model, not a curated record. The coding region runs from base 1 to 576 and encodes 191 amino acids. NCBI's taxonomy places the organism in Eukaryota, Metazoa, Nematoda, Chromadorea, Rhabditida, Strongyloididae. The transcript has 2 exons.